Messenger RNA from Drosophila biarmipes, 1822 nucleotides. RefSeq names its product protein TIS11 (gene Tis11). The record is from RefSeq and is a predicted model, not a curated record. The transcript is spliced from 4 exons. NCBI's taxonomy places the organism in Eukaryota, Metazoa, Arthropoda, Insecta, Diptera, Drosophilidae. Gene Ontology annotation, molecular function: mRNA binding; metal ion binding. Bases 354 to 1679 code for a protein of 441 amino acids.
GGCUUUUUUGUGCGAGUGUAAGUUUCAAUUUCGAUCUGCUUGGUUGUCUGACGGACGUGCUGCGUCUCUUUUGUUGUGUUUUUUGCGAACGAGCGAAGAGCGACAGGACCUCUGCGCCCGUAUCCAAACUGAUUUUUUUUAUUGUUGCAAUGCAAUAUUCGCGGAACCAAUAACAACAACAACACACAUAACCCAACAUUCAAGUGCAAAGCCAAUACAAAUCAUACGAAAAAGCAAAGAAAGUAAAAAGAAAAAGUAAAUCGAAAAUUGUCCAGUGGAAAAAGCAAAACAACGGCAACAAACAACAACAACGGCUAAAUCAAAUCCAAAUUCUGUUUAACAAAAUCCACAAAAUGCCUUUGAUGGCUAAUCUUGAUUACGGGGAAUAUGUCGCCUUCCACACGGUGGCCAGCGACCGUGAUCGCGAUCAUCUCCAGCAGCAGCAGCAGCAGCACCAACAGCAGCAGCAACUGCAGGAUCUCGUCCUGGACAACAGCAGCAACAUGGAGCAGCACCAGCAGCAGCACCAGCAGCCACAUCGCCUCCAUGGCGCCCUCACACGCACCAUUUCACAGCCGGCCCAGCAGAGGCACCAGCUCAUCCAGCAGCAGCAGCAGCAGCAACAGCAACAGCAACAGCAACAGCAACAGCAGCAGCAACAGCAGCAGCAACAGCCACCGGUGGCCAGUCUGGUGACCAUCAUCGAGAACCUGGGCAACAUGAACCUGCACCGAAAGCUGGAGCGGACGCAGUCGGAGCCACUGCCACAGCAGCCGAUGAACACCUCCAGGUACAAGACGGAGCUGUGCCGCCCCUUCGAGGAGGCCGGCGAGUGCAAGUACGGCGAGAAGUGCCAGUUCGCCCAUGGAUACCACGAGCUGCGCAACCUGCAGCGGCAUCCCAAGUACAAGACGGAGUACUGCCGCACCUUCCACAGCGUGGGCUUCUGUCCCUACGGGCCGCGCUGCCACUUUGUCCACAAUGCGGACGAGGCCCGUGCCCAGCAGGCGGCCCAGGCAGCCAAGUCCUCGUCCCAAUCCCAGUCGCAGUCGCAGCAGCAGCAGCAGUCGUCCUCGUCGUCGUCGUCCUCGUCAUCCCAGGGCUUCCCGUCGAAAAGCAACAAUCAGAUCAGCAACAACAGCAGCAGCGGCAGCAACAGCAGCCAGUUCUAUCUGCCACUGAGCCCGCCGCUCAGCAUGAGCACGGGCUCGGACCGGGAGUCGCCCACCGGAUCACUGUCCCUGAGUCCCACCAACUCGCUGACCAGCUUCCCGUUCCACGACGCGCUGCCGCUGCAGCAGGGCUACCUGACCUCCUCCAAUGGCGGCGGCACGAGCAACAGUUCCGCCUCGUCCACAUCCUCGGCCUCGGGCCUGGGCCUGGGCAUGAGCAUGGGCCUGGUCAUGGGCGGAAUGGGCGGUGGCCACCAUGGUCCGGCCACGCCGCCCGAGAGCCCCAAUGUGCCCAUUUCGCCAGUGCACACACCGCCGCCCUACGAUGUGGUGGUGGUCAAUGGAUCUGGAUCCGGAGCGGGCAAUGCCAACGGCGGCAAGCACCUGCUGCAGAAGAGCGUCAGCACACCGAUGCAGCAGGAGGACACGCAGCCCAGGCUGCCCGUCUUCAAUCGUCUCAGCUCCGCGGUGGAGGCCUACCAGCAGCAGUCCAACCUGGGACUCUAAGGAGGGCCGGGAGCUGUCCCACACUACUACCCCACACUAUCCACUCACGUCCAUCAAAGCAUCCCUCCAUCAUCAACAACAGCAGCCACGACCACAACAACGACAGCAUCCUUGACAAAAUCUCAGUAAACUGGACCAACCAA